This is a messenger RNA of Schizophyllum commune H4-8, 1089 nucleotides long. RefSeq lists its product as uncharacterized. The transcript has 2 exons. Lineage: Eukaryota; Fungi; Basidiomycota; Agaricomycetes; Agaricales; Schizophyllaceae. The record is from RefSeq and is a predicted model, not a curated record. The coding region runs from base 1 to 1089 and encodes 362 amino acids.
AUGACUUCCAAGCCCCACAACAGAUCUCACAACAAGGCCGCCUCCACGUCCGUCCUCCCCAGCGGCCGCGGCGGCCUACUCUACGUCAAGGCCCUUCCGGCGACCUCGCAUAGCACCCCUUCUCAGCAGCGCUCUGGCAGGAGCAAGAAGGCAGACGCCAAUCGCCUCGCCGCACUCGGUCGUUCAGCCCCUGCGCCGUUGGCGCCGUCGGCGGAGCUCUCGAGCAAGUCUGCGCCCGCUACGCCCGAGAAGCAUGCGAGGGAACGCCAGGCGGCCAAGGGAAACAAGAAGCAGACCGCGGCAAGGUCCUCGUCGCAGUCUGCUGCGCAACGCUCCGGCGCCCGCGCAGAGUCCCCCUCUACCAACGCCCCGCAGGCCGAUGGGCUUUUCAAGAAGUCGAAGUCGUCUCGUCACUCCGCACCUUAUACUUCUUCUACGUCUCGGCGCGGAGACAUGUCUCCGCAGCUCUCCAACGUCCCGACCGGGCAGCUCGCGAGCCGCCGUCAGGCGAGCAAGAUCGCCUCGAACGUGCCUAUCAUGGCCGGCUACGACAGCGAUGGCGACCGGAACCAGGUAGACUGGCUGGUGAACGAGGAUGACGACGAGGACGACUAUUCGUCCGCAGACUCCUCUAUGCCUGCCACCCCCGCCAACGGUACCGGUAUCGCUGUGUUCGGGAAUGUCCCGCGUACUGCGCCGAUCGCCGGCGCCAUCCAGGGCUUCCCCUUCGAGGAUAGCCCCUGCAAGGGUCGUCAGAUCCCCAGGGCACUCCGUCCGAAGCACCAGCGCUCCCCGAGCGAGAACGUGUUCAACCUCUCGUCCUCGGACGAGGAGAGCAGCUCGCCGUCUACCGGCUCGUCGCCCGUCGACGUCCUCUUCGAGGCUAUCGCGCAGAAGGGCGCCACACACCCUGUGCCCCGUCGGUCGGUCUCGUCGCCCGGGAUGCGCCCGGUCACCCCGUCGAAUGUCGCUGUUGGUACUCCGUCGUCCGCGCCCACGCGCGACGGCCUCAAGGUCAAGUACGCCAACGCGAAGUACCAGACGUCGCCGAGCGCGGCCGUGCUGCCCGCGCCGAACUUUUACGCUUGA